Manis javanica (Malayan pangolin) is the source of this 1024-nucleotide messenger RNA. Lineage: Eukaryota; Metazoa; Chordata; Mammalia; Pholidota; Manidae. The record is from RefSeq and is a predicted model, not a curated record.
AUGCGAACAAGACCCGUCACUCCUCGUUCAAAGUCAGGUUUUUCUGAGCAGAAGCCACGGAUGAACAACAUCCUGAUGUCAGCCACCGAGCCCUGUGACCUAUCCUUCUACCGCUCCUUCCAGAACUUGGCCCACCUGCCCCCGUCCUAUGAGUCUGCAGUGAAGAGCCACCCCAGCAAGUACUCCUCCCUAAAAAGGCUAACUGACAAGGAGGCUGAUGAGUAUUACAUGAGGAGGCAGCACCUGCCUGACCUGGCUGCCCGUGGUACCCUCCCUCUCAACGUCAUCCAGAUGUCCCAACGCAAGCGGCCCCGCCGGCCCAUCCGGGCCAUGUCGCAGGACAGGGUCCUGUCCCCCCAGCGGGGCCUGCUGGAGGAGUUCAGCAUGCCCUAUGACCGCAUCCUGUCUGACGAGCAGCUGCUCUCCAUGGAGCGCCUGCAUUCCCAGGACCCACUGCUGUGCCCAGAGCGGACGGCCUUCCCAGAGCAGUCCCUGUCAUGGGCCAUCUCGCACACAGACGUCUUUGUGUCCACGCCUGUGCUGGACUGCUACUGCAUGACCAAGAUGCACUCCCAUCCCAGUGCCUCCAAUAACUCCUAUGCCACCCUGGGCCAGAGCCAGACGACAGCCAAGCGCCAGGCCUUCGCCUCGUGCAGACACAACACGGUGGAGCAGCUGGACUACAUCCCAGACCACUACACCUGCUACACAGCCAGCAAGACCGAAGUGACUGUGUGACUGGCAGGGCGGGGAUGGGCUGCAGGCAGGACAGGGCAGGGGUCAGGAGAGGCCUGGAGCAGAGCUGCUUGCCCUGCACGGCUCCCUGCCCUUGUCCCCUCUGUAGGCCUUGGUGAUGGCAGCCUUUGCCCAGAAAGCCAUACCCCCCAGGCACAUGGCCCGUGUCCUGGCACUGCACACUCAGACUUGGGAUCUACAGCAAACACUCUCAUUCUUCCAGAAGAGUCGAAGGGGAGUGAGGUGAGGGGUGAGGCCCCAGUCUCACCACCCCCACCAUCACCAAUCU